CUGAACUGGCGCGCGCCCUCUCUCCUGCUCUCUGUUUCUGCGGACUUUUGCCCUCUUACUUGGACGGGAGAAGAUAAGCCGAGAACACCACCUCAGCUCAGCUCCGACAUGUUUUCGCCGGCGGGGUCCAAAAGGCAGCCCGGGUUCGAACCCAGGGCUCCCCGCGGUUCCGGAGAGCAGAUCUGCAUGGUUGAGUGCGGCUGUAAGCCCGUGUGCACCUGCGGCUCCAGCUGCGACCCGGCGCGGUGUGCGGCAGAACUGAAGAAGACCAGCCCUGACGUCGGCGUCACAGGCUUUGACAACUUGGCCUAUGACCAUGGAAGCCAGAGCGAACUCUACCUUUGUGACAAACCCAUCUCCAGAGCCAGUUUCAGGCUCCUGGGACUCACCUCUGAGCAGCUGGCUGUGGAAACCACCCUCAGCCAUCUGAAUGGCGUGUUCGCCAUCAUCUGGUCUGUAUCAGACAGUUUACUCCAGGUGGACUACAAUACCUCGGCCACCACAACCAAAGAGAUCGCCCUGCAGCUGCAGACCCUGGGAUGCACAGUGGAAACGUCCAUACGGAUCCAGGUGGAAGGGAUGCGCUGCCAGUCCUGCGUCCAGGCCAUCGAGGGGCAGGUUGGAGAGCUGCCAGGGGUCUCACACAUCCAGGUGUCUCUUCAGGACAGAGUGGCCCUAAUUGUGCAUCAGCCUCUGCUUGUUACACAGCAGGAGCUUAGAGAUAAGAUCGAAGACAUGGGCUUCGAUGCUACUUUGUUAUCUGAGGAUUCAUCCGACGGAGAUCUAAGCUACUGGCAGAGUGACCCAACGCAGGCCCCCGUUCAGGCCGUGACCGUCUGGAUUGGAGGGAUGACCUGCCGGUCGUGUGUGCAGUCCAUAGAAGGCAGGGUGUGUCAAAUGAUCGGGGUGAAGUCUGUAAAGGUGUCGUUGAAGGAAGGGAAGGGAACAAUAAGCUUUGACCCCAGCCUGACGGAUCCGGAGCGCGUCAGGGCAGCUGUAGAGGAAAUGGGCUUUGAUGCAUCCCUUAAAGAGCCUCAGGAAAGACAAGACCUUGCGUCCAGCAGGAGGGGAACGAGCGACGUGGCCGAAGCUCAGGCGACCCUCGCAGGCUGCAGCCCUCACUCCCCCGAAGGCAAAGCACAGAAAUGCUUCAUCAGUGUGACGGGAAUGACGUGCGCCUCCUGUGUGGCCAACAUCGAAAAACACAUGCUCAGGCACAGGGGGAUCGCCUCCGUCCUGGUGUCGCUGAUGGCCGGGAAGGCGGAGGUGAAGUACGACCCGGCGCUCGUUGACGCAGCUGGAGUGACUCGGCUCAUAGAGGAUUUAGGCUUCGGCGCUAAACUGUUGGAAGACAACGCGGCGGCACACGGGAGAGUGGAUCUGCAGAUUGCAGGAAUGACGUGUGCGUCGUGCGUGCACAAAAUCGAGUCCAAACUGGGCGCAACCAAAGGCGUCCGCUCUGCCUCGGUGGCCCUGGCCACCAGGAAAGCUCAGGUCCAGUUUGACCCAGAGAUGCUCGGAGCUCGGGAUAUCGUCAGGAUAAUUCAGAGCCUUGGAUUUGAGGCCAGUCUGGAGAAAGCCGGGUUCAAAAACAACCUGGAUCACUCAGAGGAAAUCCGACAGUGGAAGAACACCUUCCUGCUCAGCCUGGUCUUUGGCCUGCCUGUCAUGGGCCUCAUGAUCUACAUGAUGAUAAUGGACAUCCAGCACAAGGAGCACGGAGGCUCCAUGCCUGAGGAGCAGAACCUGCUGCCGGGUCUUUCCCUCCUCAACUUGGCCUUCUUCCUGCUCUGUACACCUGUGCAGAUUUUCGGAGGCCGGUACUUUUACGUCCAGGCGUAUCGCUCGUUAAAACACCGCACAGCCAACAUGGACGUGCUGAUCGUGUUGGCCACCUCCAUCGCCUACAUCUAUUCCUGUGUGGUCCUCGUCGUGGCCAUGGCAGAGCGAGCCAACCAGAGUCCCAACACCUUCUUCGACACUCCCCCUAUGCUCUUUGUGUUCAUCGCUCUCGGACGAUGGCUGGAGCACAUCGCAAAGAGUAAAACCUCGGAGGCUUUGGCCAAAUUAAUGUCGCUACAAGCCACUGAUGCUACUGUGGUCACUUUAGGACCGGAUCGUUCUGUCGUCAGCGAGGAGCAGAUAGUGGUGGAGCUGGUCCAGCGGGGGGACAUCGUUAAAGUCGCCCCGGGGGGAAAGUUCCCCAUCGACGGGAAAGUGAUUGAGGGGAGCUCUAUGGCGGAUGAGUCCCUGAUUACAGGUGAGCCGAUGCCUGUCAGUAAGAAGGUGGGUAGCUUGGUGAUUGCGGGCUCCAUUAAUGCUCACGGUGCACUACUGGUGGAAGCCACCCACGUCGGUGCUGAAACGACUCUGUCUCAGAUAGUCAAACUGGUCGAAGAGGCUCAAACGUCAAAGGCCCCGAUCCAGCAGUUUGCAGAUAAAAUCAGCGGCUACUUUGUGCCCUUCAUUGUUCUCGCAUCCCUGCUGACGCUGGUGGCCUGGAUGGCCAUAGGGUUCGUCAACUUUGAUGUUGUGAAGGAGCACUUCCCGGGAUACAACCAGAACAUCUCCAAGGCGGAAGUCAUCGUCCGCUUCGCCUUCCAGGCGUCCAUCACGGUUCUGGCCAUUGCCUGCCCCUGCUCUCUGGGGUUGGCGACCCCAACGGCUGUUAUGGUGGGAACAGGAGUUGGGGCUCAGAACGGGAUCCUCAUCAAGGGAGGGGAGCCGCUGGAGAUGGCGCACAAGAUCGAUGUAGUGAUGUUCGAUAAGACCGGUACGAUAACAAACGGCGUGCCGAAGGUGACCCGAGUGCUGGUGCUGUGGGAAAUGGCCCGCAUGCCGCUGAGAAAGAUCCUGGCGCUGGUCGGCACAGCAGAGGCCAGCAGCGAGCACCCGCUGGGCAUGGCAGUGGCUAAAUACUGCAAAGAUGAGCUGGGCUCGGAUAUUCUGGGCUACUGCCAGGACUUCCAGGCGGUGCCCGGCUGCGGGAUCAGCUGCCGGGUGUCCAGCGUGGGACAUCUGCUGCAGCAGAGCGACGAGCGUUUUGUUCUACCGGGAGUAACUACAGAAGAAAGCCACCUUUUCUCUGCUGAAGAGCCCACUUCUGCAGCUGAGGGACCCUCUUACUCUGUUCUGAUUGGGAACAGGGAGUGGAUGAGGAGGAACGGCCACCACAUCAAAGCAGAUGUGGAUGCCGCCAUGUCAAGCCAUGAAACCAAAGGGCAGACCGCCAUACUGGUGGCCAUAGACGGUCUUUUAUGUGCCAUGUUGGCCAUUGCAGACACAGUGAAAGCGGAAUCAGCGUUAGCAGUGCAUACCUUGAACAGCAUUGGCAUCGAGGUGGCCAUGAUAACCGGAGAUAACAGGCGAACAGCCAAAGCCAUCGCAGCACAGGUAGGGAUCAGGAAGGUGUUUGCAGAGGUGCUGCCAUCACAUAAGGUGGCCAAAGUUCAGGAGCUGCAGGACCGAGGCCUUCGAGUGGCCAUGGUGGGCGACGGGGUCAACGACUCGCCCGCCCUGGCCUGUGCCGAUGUCGGCAUCGCCAUCGGCACCGGCACGGACGUGGCCAUCGAAGCGGCCGACAUCGUCCUGAUCCGGAACGACCUGCUGGACGUAGUGGCCAGCAUCGAGCUCUCCAAGAAGACGGUGCGCAGGAUCAGGAUUAAUUUUGUCUUCGCUCUCAUCUACAACCUUCUGGGGAUUCCAGUGGCUGCAGGUGUAUUUAUGCCCGCUGGCCUCGUCCUGCAGCCUUGGAUGGGUUCGGCUGCCAUGGCCGCCUCCUCUCUGUCAGUGGUUCUGUCCUCCCUGCUGCUGAGGAUGUAUAAAAAGACACCCUUUGAGCUUUACGAAACCCGUGCAAGAGGCCAUAUGAGGAGCCUUCGUUCAUCUCAGAUUAGCACACAUCUGGGUGUGGAUGGGCAGCGGCGCAGCCCAGCACUCCCCAGCACUCCUCGAGCACAGAUGGGCCAGAGAGCGUCCGGCAGUGCUGGUGUGGAGCGGCGCAGCUACUCCCUGCUGGACCAACGGACGCCAGAUGAUUGUAUUGUGUAAAAAAGGGAAAUAAGUUCUUAUGUUUACUCAUUUAGUAAUGUUCACUGUGUAAAUGACUGUAUUUAUGUAAAUGCCUGGUUCUGCUCAAAAACCCAAAUUAUAUUUUACUUCAAGUUG
Messenger RNA from Fundulus heteroclitus (mummichog), 4167 nucleotides. RefSeq names its product ATPase copper transporting beta (gene atp7b). The record is from RefSeq and is a predicted model, not a curated record. Lineage: Eukaryota; Metazoa; Chordata; Actinopteri; Cyprinodontiformes; Fundulidae. The transcript is spliced from 20 exons. Gene Ontology annotation, biological process: monoatomic cation transport; copper ion homeostasis. Gene Ontology annotation, molecular function: ATP binding; P-type divalent copper transporter activity; ATP hydrolysis activity. Gene Ontology annotation, cellular component: trans-Golgi network; perinuclear region of cytoplasm; membrane. Bases 109 to 4050 code for a protein of 1313 amino acids.